AGACUGAUAUAUACUGCUGAUGAGAAAAGGUAUUUAGCAAUUUAUAUUUACUAAGACUGUGGAAGACUAGAUAUAGUGAAUGUGGGGUUCGGGGAGACCGGAUAUAGUGAAUGCAGGGUCUGGGGAGAGCGGAUAUAGUGAAUGUAGGGUCCGGGAAGAGCGGAUAUAGUGAAUGCGGGGUCCAGGGAGAGCGGAUAUAGUGAAUGCAGGGUCCGGGGAGAGCGGAUAUAGUGAAUGCAGGGGUCUGGGGAGAGCGGAUAUAGUGAAUGCAGGGUCUGGGGAGAGCGGAUAUAGUGAAUGCGGGGUCCGGGGAGAGCGGAUAUAGUGAAUGC
Molecule: messenger RNA, 332 nt
Organism: Staurois parvus
Lineage: Eukaryota; Metazoa; Chordata; Amphibia; Anura; Ranidae
Source: the annotation of a GenBank genome assembly